AUGGAGUGGAUGAACCCUCUUAUGUGGCUUGGAUCAAGCAGGGAUUUGGAAUUAGACGAUCUGUUCGGAGUUCCACAGGAGGACGAAUCAGAAACUUUGGGAGACAAACUUCAGAGACAAUGGGAGAAGGAAUUGAAGAAGGCGGACAUCCUAGACGGCCAUUUGGACACGGGACAAAUGACGAAGAAGGAAAAGCAGAAGAUCAAAACGCCGAGUUUACUGAAAGCUAUCAUCAAGACAUUCGGAGGAAAGUACGCUCUGACUGGGAUCCUCGCCUUCAUCGAAGAAUGCGUGCUGAGGGUGACUCAGCCGGUAUUCAUGGCUAUGCUGAUACGAUAUUUCUCCGGGAACUGGGAAUAUGGAAACGAGACAUAUUGGGGCUGGCUAUUUGGUACCGGUGUCAUACUAUGCUCACUCCUAUACAUUUUUACGCAUCAUGCUCUCUUUUUCAACAUCGCAAGAUGCGGGAUGCAGAUCAGGGUCGCGUGUGGAUCCAUCAUCUACAGAAAAGCGUUGAAACUGAGCAAAUGUGCACUGGGUCGAACGACCGUCGGUCAGAUGGUGAACCUCCUAUCCAACGAUGUCAACAGAUUCGACCAAUCGGUCAUUUUUCUCCACUAUUUAUGGAUAGGGCCGAUUCAGGCUAUCAUCUCGACAGUAAUCCUUUGGUCGGAAUUUGGGAUCUCCUGCCUCUCAGGCAUUGCUAUUCUCAUCCUCUUCGUGCCCUUUCAAGGUUCUCGUCCUGCCCCUCACCCUUAUGCGAUUGGAAGCGCAAGUCAGAUGGGGCGGUGGUUUUCCCGUCUCCGUUCGAUGACUGCCAAGAAAACAGACGAAAGGGUUCGACUCAUGAACGAAAUCUUGAAUGCCAUGAGAGUAAUCAAGAUGUACGCAUGGGAAAAACCUUUUGCCAAAAUGGUCGAUCUUGCUAGAGAGAACGAGAUCAAUGUUAUCAGAAGGACGUCUUUUCUCCGGGGCAUUAACAUGGGCCUUUUCUAUACUUCGUCCAAAAUCAUUCUCCUCGUCAAUUUCAUCGUCUAUUUGAUGCUCGGCAAUGAACUCACUGCUGCAAAGGUGUUCCUUGCAGUGGCCCUGUAUAACAACAUACGAUUGGUCAUGACCUUUUACUUCCCUUUUGGGGUUGCUCAAGCAGCGGAAACUGUCAUCUCUAUCAAACGACUGCAGGAAUUCCUCCUCCAUGAGGAACUAAGGAAGCCAAACCACUUCAUGGAAUCCAGUCCCAGUGUCCUUAGUGCUGCUAAUCUAAGAAUAUCCACAAAAACGAGAACCUCUUCCAAUCAUGAUAGUGAUCUACUGGAUUCCGUCUUUCUGCAGAGUUCCUUGGUGCAAGCGAUCUUGGGUGAGUUACCAUUGGAGAGUGGUGAAUUACAGGUCAGGGGACGACUUGCAUACACAGGACAAGAACCCUGGGUCUUCGCUGGAUCUAUCCGUGAAAAUAUCACAUUCGGGAAAACGUAUGAUAAGACACUCUUUAGCCGAGUCGUACACGCCUGCGCACUUCUCAAGGACCUCAAGCAUUUCCCCCAUCGAGAACGGAGUCUUGUUGGGGACCGUGGAAUCACUCUCUCUGGUGGACAGAAAGCCCGCAUUUCUCUUGCCAGGUCUGGAUGCACAAUUAUUCUUCCUCAUUCUUGCCACAUUCAAGGUAUAAGCGCUCUUUUAAAAGAAGCACUGAGUUCUGAUGGUUUUGUUGCCGAUAGAGCGUUGUACCAAGAAGCAGACAUUUACCUGUUGGACGACCCAUUGUCAGCGGUAGACGCUCAUGUAGGACGACACCUAUUCAACAAAUGCAUCAUGGGAUACUUGAAAGACAAGCCGAGGAUAUUGGUCACUCAUCAGCUUCAGUUCCUCCGAAAGGCAGACGUCAUCAUCGUCUUAUCACAUGGGAAAGUGGCGACGAGUGGCACGUACGACGAACUGCUGAAAUCAGGAGUAGAUUUCACGAAAUUGAUGGUCACACAUGAGACUUCUCAUCAUCUCGAGGAAGAGCCGUCUUUGACGAGGAGAAAUAGAACCUGUUCUAAUGAAAGCUUGAAAAGUCUGGACUCUCAGACUUGCAUGGAGGAGGGACCUCCAACGAAAUUGCGAGACAAAGCCACCACACCGACACUCGCAGAAGAAAUGAGAUCUCGUGGGAGUUUAUCAGCAAGGAUAUACUGGGAUUACCUGAAGGCAGGUGCUGGAUGGUUCCUUCUCUUCCUCCUCAUCGUCAGUAACAUUCUCACUCAAAGUGCAUUCUCGGGCUCUGAUUGGUGGCUCUCGUACUGGUUCGUGCUCCCUAUCAAUGUUUCUGCCUUCCUCUCGAAGGAAGUCACUUGGAAGACUAAUGCUCAGCAGGAAGCGGCAAACAGAACUAAUGGUUCAACAGUGGAGAUACUCUUCGGCAAUCCACAACUGGAUCCAUGGACACCUAUGUACAUCUACGUGGCGAUCGUGGUAGCCUUGUUUUUACUCUCCAUCUUCAGGACGGUGUUGUUCUUCCAUAUCUGCAUGAAUUCUUCCAUCAACCUUCAUUCUCGCAUGUUCAAAUCUGUACUCCGAGCCCCAGUCACCUUCUUCGAUAACAAUCCAGUUGGCCGGAUCCUGAACAGAUUCAGCAAGGACGUCGGAGCAUCAGACGACAUGCUGCCUCCAACGGCUUUCGACAGUCUCGGAGUGGUUUGCCAAGUAUUGGGCAUCUCAGUACUUCUCUGCAUUGUCAAUUACUAUGUCGUCAUUAGCACAUUCGUUGUCAUGGUGGUCUUCAGUCGUCUACGUCACUUCUAUCUGAAUACGGCCAGAGACCUGAAGCGCCUCGAAUCCAUCACACGAAGUCCGGUCUUUUCUCAUCUGAGUGCUUCCUUGAAUGGGCUGGCGACCAUCAGAGCCUCGCAUGCCGAGAAUAUCUUCAUAAAGGAGUUUGACAAUCAUCAAGAUCUUCACACUUCCUCAUGGUUCCUUUUCCUAUCUGGCACCCGAUGGUUUGGCAUUUGGUUGGACUGGUUAAUUGUCGUCUAUCUGGCUGCAACCACCUACAGUUUCAUGGCAAUUGGUCAAGAGGCACUUGGUGGGGAUGUGGGGCUCGCGAUAUCCUCGGCAAUUAUGCUGACAGGGAUGUUUCAAUGGGGUGUACGACAGAGUGCAGAACUGGAAAAUCAGAUGACAUCUGUGGAGAGAAUCAUGGAAUAUUCCCGUUUGAAAGAAGAGGCGGCCCUCGAAUCUCCCCCUGACAAGAAGCCACCUUUAGGCUGGCCAUCAGAAGGGCAUGUGAAAUUCGAGCACGUUUCCCUACGAUAUGCCCCUGACUCAUCGCCGGUACUCAAGGACCUCACAUUCACAAUAGCGGCCAAAGAAAAGGAGAACCUGCCUUCUCUGUGGUUCCGGUACGGUCUCCAUGAAGUCCGACGGGGAAUCGCUAUCAUUCCACAAGAUCCAGUCCUCUUCCAGGGAACGAUGCGACGGAACCUUGACCCAUUCGAUGAGCAUUCGGACGAGGCUUUGUGGAAAGUCUUGGAACAGGUUCAGCUGAAGCAAUCAGUGAGUGGAAUGAAGGAAAAACUUGAUACGAAGCUCUCUGAAGGGGGAAGUAACUUCUCUGUCGGUCAGAGGCAGCUUGUCUGCCUGGCCAGGGCCCUCCUUCGUCAAAACAAAAUCCUUGUCCUUGAUGAAGCCACAGCCAACGUCGAUCCAGAGACAGAUGCCCUCAUCCAAGACACACUUAAAAGGAGUUUUAAUGAUUGCACUGUGUUGACGAUUGCACAUCGUUUGGAUACGAUCAUUGACAGCGAUAAAGUUCUCGUCCUUGACCACGGAGAAAUUAAGGCACAUGCGGAGAGGCAUCCAGAGAAACUAUCCAUUCUUCCUCCAUCUCCAUCGGAAGUGAAAGUCGAGGAGGAUGAUGAAUUGGAAUCAAUUUCUGAAGACGAUGGAGUAUCCAUUGAGGAAGCUACAUCUACCCAUCUGUAA
Darwinula stevensoni is the source of this 3963-nucleotide messenger RNA. The record is from the annotation of a GenBank genome assembly. Lineage: Eukaryota; Metazoa; Arthropoda; Ostracoda; Podocopida; Darwinulidae.